Messenger RNA from Seriola dumerili (greater amberjack), 3342 nucleotides. RefSeq names its product neurocalcin-delta A. NCBI's taxonomy places the organism in Eukaryota, Metazoa, Chordata, Actinopteri, Carangiformes, Carangidae. Gene Ontology annotation, biological process: calcium-mediated signaling. The record is from RefSeq and is a predicted model, not a curated record. The transcript is spliced from 9 exons. Gene Ontology annotation, cellular component: cytosol. Gene Ontology annotation, molecular function: tubulin binding; calcium ion binding; actin binding. Bases 464 to 1045 code for a protein of 193 amino acids.
UACACACUGACACUUGUUGGGGAUACAUGUGUUCCUGCCUGUCGCAGUUUACCUGUUUACCGGUAGAUGAAGACACGUCCGAUGACAUCGUUAACUUAAGUGGUGCUGUCAACUUUCAGUUAAGGUCAUUGGUGAAUAAAGAAGGACGCUAUAAACUCAAACACCAGAGGGAGUGACCCAGCAGUGUGAAACCACUCACCUGGGCUGCAGGCGUCUACACCUUCCACCCAGGGAGCUGACCACUGAGAUUUUGUGAAAAACGACAUCAUCUUUUCAAGAACAAAAUAUCUGACGGGGUGUGCAGUGGCAAAGGAAGAAAUAACCCUGUGAACCAAGACGAAUACGCUAAAGCUGCUGCCACAAACUUAGUCUAGGGAGAAAGUGCUGGGUGAUGGACUGCUGAACAGCUUGUACGUCGCUACAAAGUGAGUUGUGUGCAGAGUGAUCAACAGGACUGACAAACAUGGGGAAGCAGAACAGCAAGCUCCGUCCUGAGGUGAUGCAGGACCUGCUUGAGAGCACCGACUUCACCGAGCAUGAGAUCCAGGAGUGGUACAAGGGCUUCCUGAGGGACUGCCCCAGCGGGAACCUCUCCAUGGAGGAGUUCAAGAAGAUCUACGGUAACUUCUUCCCCUACGGAGACGCUUCAAAGUUCGCCGAGCACGUCUUUCGCACAUUUGACGCUAAUGGCGAUGGGACGAUAGACUUCCGGGAGUUUAUCAUCGCACUAAGCGUGACGUCACGUGGCAAGCUGGAGCAGAAGCUGAAAUGGGCGUUCAGUAUGUAUGACCUGGACGGCAAUGGGUACAUCAGUAAAGCAGAGAUGCUGGAGAUUGUACAGGCAAUCUAUAAGAUGGUGUCCUCUGUGAUGAAGAUGCCUGAGGAUGAGUCAACACCUGAGAAGAGGACGGAGAAGAUCUUCAGGCAGAUGGACACCAACAGGGACGGCAAGCUGUCUCUGGAGGAGUUCAUCAAAGGAGCUAAGAGCGACCCCUCCAUCGUCCGCCUGUUGCAGUGCGACCCCAGCAGUGCUGGACAGUUCUAAACCCGAGGCAUCAAUAUAACCUAGCUUCUUUGGGUGACUCUAAAUGCCCUUGACUCUCCACUAUGGAGCAGACUGAUGAUGAAGGAUGACAAGCUGAUGAUGACGAUGAAGAAGACAGGCCUUCAAUUUGCACUGAGGACUUCAAAGACGGGCAAAGGAGCCACGUUCUCCAGUUUUCCACCUUGAGCCGUUUAUCAAAACUCUCCAAACCCCAACAUAGACUGAACCUCAUCAGGUUAUCUAACCCCAAUGAUUGUAAUUGACCAGGACCCCUCAGUUCUCCCAUAGACAUGUCAGAGUAUAAAGAAGGUCUACAGUAGGUUGUAUAUAUACAGUAUAAACUGGAUUCUCUGUAUCGGUGUCUUUGCUUGGCUCUCUGUGCCCUCUGAGGCUCCAGCCAGGGCGACACAGAGCCUCUAUCACUCUAAUGUGUAUCAUAGACAGAGUGUGUGCAUGAGACGACAGGGGAGAGAUGAUGGUGUUGAAUAACAGGACAUACUGUAGGUGAGAGAAUUAAAUCUACGGAGAGGACUUGUGAAGUUUGUCCUUCACUCAGAAUACGUACUGCUUUUAGUUUCCUCUUUUCUACUGUGAGAAUGUGUACGCAUGUUUGUGUAUUUUGCAAACUUGAUAGACUUUGUUUCAUAUUUUGUGCUGGGACAACAACAACAUGUAAUAUUAUGCUACUAUGCAUAUGCACCCUAAUCAAUAGUUUGAUUUUGUGAAGUGUCACUGACGUAAUGAAGGAUGAAAUGCAUCCCUUUAUCCAUCAUCUGUUCCAGUGGUUUCUCAUAUCAGUAAGAACCUGACGGAGGAUUUUAGAGCCGCAGCGUCACUGCGCUCUAUCUUACGGUUAAAAUAGAAAACUAGUCUUUAAAGUAUUUGAGUAGUGUAGAUAUUUUAAAGUGCAACUACAUUUUUAAGCAAAUUCACAUAGCCCAGAAUGCUCGGUUCAUAACAAAUGUUGUGAAAUAAUAAUGAAAAUGUUUGUGUAUUUAAGCUGUUGCAGGAUGUCAAGCAUGCAAACCCGUUUCUUUUUGACAUGUACUCUGUGAGGAACAAAGACACUUCUUCACAUUCACUUUCAGAUGUCUUUAAAUGCUGCAUGUUGAAUCAGUCGUUGAACAGUUGGGUACAGUGGUGCAUAGACUAAGUAACACAUAUGCAUGUGACUUAUGCGCAUGUGUGUGUUUUUAAUGUUUGUUUAUGAACAUCAGUGGCCAGUGGCCCCUGCAGCUCUGUGCUCACUUCUCUAUGUUAGUAUUGUCAUCAUUAGUGCUACCAGUGGUCAGUGUUAUUGACAGCAUGGACGGCCAAAGCUGACCCAUCUGACGGUUCGUAUGAAUAACUUCACGGAGGGAAACAAAGAGGGGCUGUAGGAAGACCACCAUGCACAACAAGCUGUACACAUAAAGACACACACUGUUUAAUAGGGGAUGCUGAGAGACAUCUUCUGUUUCUGUUGAUCUCAAUAGUGAAAUCACCUCCCAGCUGCACCAGUAACAGGGCCAAACGUACGCAGUCCCAAAACUGAGUAUACUUUCAACUAGAUGGUAUUUAAAUAAUUUAUAGGAUAACAUAAAAUGACUGACAUGACGUUGGGUGACACAACAUAAGUGAUGGUGUCCCACAAAUACAAACACUCCCAAUAAAUCAAUUAACAUUUUUUGGUCUCAUCUCCUCUCCCUCCUUUUUUUUCUUUGCUCAGCUGCAACAGAAAAUUCCUGAAAAGAAAAAGGAAGCAGUCCCUCUUGUUUAGGAUGUUUAGAGGAAGCUCGGCCAGGAGCAGGGAACGUACCCGAGCCCUCCUCCGGGGCGGAGCCAAGCCGUUUCAGUUACUGCUUUGUUUCCCAAUCAGAAAAGCUUUGAAUGUUUUAUUAAGUAACUGCUGUUUUUUGUAGGAAAAUAAGAAAAAAAAAAAGAUGCAGACAAACAAACAAAUGGAGAAUCACAACUACUGCAAUGAUACUGUCACAAUGUGUUGCUUUUAUUGUAUUUUUAUGAUUUUCUUUUCUUCUUUUUUUUUUCUUUUUUUUAAAGCUGUGUCAGGUAUAACAUUUCUGUUAAAACACAAAAUAGCAUCUUGUGCCAAAUAAAAACAAAAACAGUAUUCUAUAAAUUUAUACUGUACAAUUGUUAUUAUCUGUUGAACAAAAUGUUUGUAAUUGUUGCAUUUUGUAGGUUUUGUAUGGUAUUCUGUAUUUAGUGAACUGCAGUUUUGGAACACAGGAUUCUGUUUUUUUUGGUCAACUUUAAAAGGCAAGAAUUAAAUUUACAAUUUAUUGUGUGCAAGCAUU